AUGUCUCGCAAACUUAUCUUCUUUGAAAACAUCCGCACGAUAAAUUCUCACAACAAACGUCACAACGCUGGAACGGAAACUUUUAAAAUGGGAAUUAAUCAUUUCACGGAUAUGACAACUGAGGAAUUUACAAAAAACUACGUCAGAAACAAUUUUGUCUGGAAAGUGUCUCAGAAACAGGAAAAUGCUUCAGACAACUUAUCAUGGUUCAAAAAAACUGUUAAUUGGUAUCAAGAAAAAAUUCCCGUCAAAAAUCAAGGCAAAGGUUGUCGUUCUUGUUGGUGUUUUACAGCAACUGGAUUAAUUGAAUACGAAUUUUACUUCCGGACUCGUCAAAUCGUCGAAUUAUCAGCACAGGAAUUACUUGACUGCACAUCGAAGGAAUAUGGAUGCGCCAUGGGAUGGACUCAAAGUGCCUUUGAGUAUAUCAAGCACAAUGGGAUUCACUACGAUCGAGAUUAUCCGUACAAUGAAACAAAUCCGAGAAAGGGAAAGUACUGCAAACGAGAUUACAUUUCAGAGCCUCGUCCAAAAAUUUACAUUAAAAAGAUUAAAUCUGUGAAAAGAAAGGAGAGUAAAAUUUAUAAGAAACUUUUGUUACAUCCUUUGAAAAUUGCAAUUUACGUUGAACCGAAAAAAUUUCAACAUUACAAAAGUGGUUAUUUAACAGCGGAGGAUUGUCCAACAGGACAUGUUAAUCAUGCGGUCAUCAUGCUGGGAGCAAUGAAAGCUUCCGAUGGAACUCCAAUUUGGUAUUUACGCAACUCUUGGGGCACAAAAUGGGGUAUCAAUGGUCACUUCAAGCUUCAAAUGGGCGUAAAUACGUGCAACUUGUUGGAAAGAAAUGCACUUUAUAUUGAAAUGUAA
Culicoides brevitarsis is the source of this 867-nucleotide messenger RNA. RefSeq lists its product as uncharacterized. The record is from RefSeq and is a predicted model, not a curated record. The transcript has 3 exons. The coding region runs from base 1 to 867 and encodes 288 amino acids. Gene Ontology annotation, molecular function: cysteine-type endopeptidase activity. NCBI's taxonomy places the organism in Eukaryota, Metazoa, Arthropoda, Insecta, Diptera, Ceratopogonidae. Gene Ontology annotation, cellular component: lysosome.